CCGACGGUAGUCUGGUCCGUGGAAUUACCUGUGCGUUGUGCGAGCGAAGUUAUUCGUAUCAUUCUUGAAGGGGGGUUGUGUUAAUACGGGAGUGAGUUGUUUAGUGCAGUGUUUAUAAAAAUCAGUUAUGGUAUUUGUUCCACCGCAGCAUUUGUUUGUUUUGAAUACCUGUAAAAUCUCCAGCCUCAGGUGAGAAUGUAACCUUCACACAUCAAGAUAGGUUUACCAUUUCAUUCACCACUUGGUUUUGGAUUACACAACCUAACAAUGGAAUUCGGGUUUACACCAAAUAGAAACCAAAUCACGGUUAGAAGAAACAAAUCGUUGGAAAGACGCUGGAGGACGUUAAGUGGGAUUUUAUUUUUCUUGUGUGUUUGUGAAGUGACUUGUGAUUCUGUGAGUGUUCCCGAUGCUAACCCUAGCUGGUACCAAUACUCCACUGAUCCUCCGGGGAGUGGCACGGAGAUCUCGCAAGGGUUCAUCACAAGGAAGCAGCGACUGGAAAAGUCAUUGAGUCCUUUCAUAUUGAGGGGUGAUUUGGUGAUAGAAAGAGAGGGUGAACUCGUCGUGGAUCCUGGGGUUGAGGUCAGAUUCGCACCCAUGGUUGGGAUUACCGUCCGAGGAGUCCUUACAGCAAGGGGUCUGCCGGAUCAGCGGAUUGUGUUCAGCAGUCUGUCCGAGCCAGAGCGGAGUCCAUCGCUGCCUCAGCUGCGACUAGUAGACGGACCAUCACCUCUCUCCGGCCGCCUACAGAUCCUUCACAAUGGAGCUUGGCGGGAUGUGUGUUCCAACAGUAGAAAUUGGACCAGAGCAGACAUGGAGGUGGCGUGUAGACAGCUUGGCUGGCAAGGCGGGGCCUGGGGUGGCUGGUAUGAUAGACAGUGGGGUGUGUCCCGCCCCCGCUUGCUGCUGGAAGCCCCCUCUUGUCGGGGCAACGAGGCCACGCUGCAAGAGUGUGAUUGGAACAGUCGACAACUUGGUUCUGGAGUCUGUGACUUCCAUCCAGACCUAGGCCUGCAGUGCCUGCCGUACCACGAGACCUCAUCUUCUGUUGUACAUCACUGGCGAGGAUUGAAGUUCCAGUAUGCUCAACAUGACGAGAAUCUGGUUAACUUUAACACUCUGAGACUCCCUGUGUCACAGUCAGAGCUGGCCUUCGUAGAUAUCAGGUUUGCAGGAUCAGGUAGGGACUACAACGCCAGUUCAGCUCUGGAGGUGGAAGGUAUUCCUCCCAGACUGGUGUCCGUGACAGUGGCUCACUCUGCCUACAAUGGAGUCAACUUCACCAACCCCCAGGCUCCCUUCACUGUACACAACUGCACCAUCAUCAACAACAGAGGUUACGGAGUUUACAUCAACAGUUCUACAGGGGGGGUCCAACUCAGUGGUACAACAGUCUCUAGCAACGGAGCUGAUGGUAUAAGGUAUGUUCACCACGACCAGACACAUUUCUUGAGAGAUGGUAUACAAGACAUCUGUACAUUCCCCUCCACUCUACACAUGAUCUUCCCAGUGACCAUCUCAUUAGCUCAGAGCCUCUACGGGUCAGCCAGGGAUUGUCAUAAGACAUUUUCCACCACUAGUGACCAAGUGCUAACCAUACAGUUCCUCUACACAGUGACAGAUCGCAACGACAGCACCUCACUCCUGAUGUUUGAUGGACGGACAGCCUCAAGUCGACUGCUGGGAUCUGUUAAGUUCCGCAACUCUAGCCGACCCCAGAGUGUUACCACUACUAGAAACAAUUUGUUCCUCGCUUUCUCCGCGGAACAGUUUACUCAGACGGAAACUCUUAUCAGGAUCACAACUGAACGACGAAAAUGGUUCGAUCUGAACGUGGUUGAAGAUUCAAAGGUUGAAGACAACAAUGGCCGAGGAAUUGCUUUGGAGGGCUUCAGAAGCCAAUUUCAUCUCUCUCAGAGUGAUGUUUCUCACAAUAACCAUAUUGCAGGUGUUCAUGUGCUGAGGGGAGUUGGCUAUGUAAACAUUUCCGAUGCCAGGAUAGCGUUCAACGUAGGUGACGGAGUUAACGUCAGCUUCACUGGUGGUGUCGUAAAUGUAACUAGGUCUUCACUCUCGUCCAAUCAGGGCUUUGGAAUGGCUGUGUGGUUGAACGACACUAAGGAACCAGAGUACCAAUCCUUCCAACAAGAGACGAGUGUUGCUUACAGUGAGUUGUUCCGCAACCUGGAGACCGGACUGUUGGUGGGAAACUUCUGUGGCGACUCCAUCGUCAAUAUCACCGGCAACUUCUUCAACCUCAGUCUAAACACUGCGAUCGAGAUAAAGUCAUGCUGGAAGCAGAACGCCCCUUCUACAAGAUUACAAAUUGGUCACAACACUUUUUCACAAAACAAGAAGUUGGGAAUCAAAAUCCGGCCGGCCGUGAACAUGGAUGGAGUGAUAGAGUUUAACCGGAUGACAAGCCAUACUUACGGAGGAGUUUUGAUCAAGAAUGACGCAGUGGAGGAGCUGGAGGUUAUGCCAAGUAGAUUUGUGAUUCGAAACAACGAGUUUGUGGAGAACAGUGGAGUUUAUGUAGUCAACAUCGGGUUGUCUGCGUACAGUGAAGUGCAUUAUAUACUCUUCACCUGGAACUUCAUCAGGAGGAACCGGAUACGGGAACCAUUUGAUGGAGAUGAGGAAGAGGCUCGGUUAAUUCCCCGCAGUCGUGUGGCAGCUCCUUUGGUAGUAUCAUCGCCCAAUGUAGACGUGUUCCGUAACAUCCUUCAGAACCCUGACUCGGUGUACGAGGUCGGCUCACACCUAGAAGACCAGAGCCAGCUGAUAAACUGCACCUUCAACUGGCUCGGCUCAACCAGCGAGGAGAAGAUAUUUGAGAGAGUGUUUGAUAGGAAGGACCGAUACAACCUGGCCAAAAUCCGGUUCAUCCCAUUCCUCCUUCACAGCAGCAACCCUGGCAGCCGUACCAUCUCCCAGAUCAACCAGUUUGUCCCACAGUUUCAUGUGGAGGGGACAGACGCGGUUGGAGGAGAGGUGGAUGGUCUGGAGAGUCUGAGACCUGGAGAGUACAGAGUCCUGAGGGAUAUCAACAUCCGGCCUGAAGGACGACUUACUCUGCAGCCUGGUGUGGUGCUGCGGUUUCCCCCUGGGGUUGGUAUGAUGGUGGCAGGUAAGCUGGAAGCUCGGGGACGAAAGGUGAACAACGUUCUGCUGACUUUACAAGAAGAGAGUGUCAUGGAGCAACAGACAGAGACGGAGACAGAAGCCCCCCUCCCCCCAUCUGACCCCACCCCUGUGAGACUGUUGGGUGGACGGACUGAGAAAGAGGGUAGACUACAGGUGAAGGUAGGAGAAGAGUGGGGCACAGUAUGUAACUAUGGCUGGACCAUGACAGACGCAGCUCUAGUAUGCCAUCAGCUGGGACUUGUGCUCAACCCUGAUGAUUGGUUCCUCGAACGGGCUGACAUCCCAGUGGCUGGCACAUCGGAAAAAAUCAUCAUGAGCAAUGUCCAGUGUACGGAGGAGGACUACGAUAUCACACAGUGUAGAGCUGAGAGGUCUCUGCACCUAGAGAACUCCUGUACUCAUGACCAGGACGUGGGACUGAGGUGUUACGAGCCACACUGGGCCGGAGUGCGGCUGGCCGGGACAGCUGAGCGGACUGACCUGCAGUACGUGACGGUGCAGAAGGCCGGCCUGCUGGACUAUGCCACCAACAGCUUCAAACCUGCCAUUCAAGUGGAUGUGUACCGCCACAGCCUAGACAAUGUGCGGGUGGUGGACAACGUGCAAGAUGGAUUAGGUGUGAUCUACUCAGACAUUUACAGUGGAGCUCCCAACAUUGUCCACAAUUCUGAGUUCACUAACAACCGAGGUAGUGGCGUGGCUUUUAAACAGCUCGGCCUCAAAAUCACAGGCUCGGUGAUAGAGAACAACAAGGUGGCAGGGAUCCGACACAACCCGGCGCUCACGGUGUACCAACAGCGGGAGAUCGCGGGGUGGUUCAAGUCUUCCACUGAGGAGGCGUCUGCUCCCCUCCACCGACCCCCUCUACUGCUGCCCAGCUCUCAACCCAACAUAGAGCUGGAGGAAGGCCAGACUCAGAUACUCAUCACCCAGCGAGUCACUCUGGACCCCAUCAACAUGCAGUUCUAUCUCAGGUGUAAACCGGGUUUUGUAGUUGGACUUCAACUGUUCAACCCGAUUCACAACCGCAGCACUGAAGACAUUCUGGUUCAUGACGGACCUGAUCUGCACUCAGCUAGAGAGGUGUGGAGUGUACGGAAGGACCAGCUGGUAUUCCCCACUACCAGUACCUCAUACACUGUAGUGCUGGACUACCACAGUGGUGAAGAUGCUCUAGGCAUGGCUAUACUGGCUGUCUCUUGUCUUAGAGCUCCUGAACAGAACAUAGAACGCAAAAUAGUGAAAGGGCCGAUUCCAACUUUGACUCUGAUCAAUUCUCGAAUAAAAGGGAACGAGAGAGGAAUUUGGAUGUCAUUCUAUAACAGAUACCUGACAGAGAGUGGGGAACACUACUUGCGUCACAGUAACGAGUCAUUGCACGUGAUUGGGUGCGACCUGAGCCACAACGGAGCCGAGGCAGUGCUCAUAGACUCUCCACAUUGGAGCCUCGCGCAGACCAACAUCUCCGAGAUAUCUCUAGUGUUCAACAACACACUCAUCACAGACAACGGCCGUGGGAUACUGCAGUUUAGCAGAGACUUACGGAGCUCCAACAACCUGUUCCAUUGGCUGCUGAGUGACGACUCUAUCGAGCGCAACCACGCAGGUGGCCUGGAGCUGAGUCUGCCUUACGUGUGGCAAUACAACGAGAACUUCACUCACUCUGUGAUACUGCACAACAACACUUGGCGCAACAACCAGCAAUACGCUGCAGUGAUUGGCGGCCACUUCACUAGGUUCAACAUGACUCGUAACGUGUUUGAGGACAACGUGUGUCGGUCGGGCCUAGUCUCCGUGCAAGGAAUGGAAAAACAGAUGUGGCUUCAUGGAAACACAAUCGAACGCAACACUGGAACAUUCAUGGUCGAGUUCAAGGCAGACAGUCAGUCAGAGAUUUUGGGAGAGUUGAGGGCGGAGUUUAGCAACAAUAUCAUCAAGAGGAAUAGGUCACCUUCCCCCGAGACCCCAUCCAGUGUAAUUGUAUUUGACGGACUACAAAAGGUGAGAGUGAAGCGCAACUUGAUCGCUGAAAACACACAGGCCUACUCACUAGUGGCUGGAGUACGAACUGCCCGAAUCGAUUCAACCAUCGACGUCACUGAGAAUUGGUGGGGAACAACGAGCGAACACGAGAUUAUCAGUAAGAUAUUCGAUUUCGACGAUUGGAACGAUCAUGCGAUUGCCAACUUCAAGCCUUUCCUCAUAGAAGAUUCUUUUGAGGGAUCACUCUCGAUCGCUUGGGAGCAGCCUUCGCUCGUAGACUUGAACCGCUUGUCCGGACGACUCAAGACCUCUUUGACACUACAGCCCCGUGACAUGCCGUACCAGGUGAUGUCAGAUGUCACAGUCAUGCCAGGAGUGACUCUCAACAUCGCCCCCGGGGUGGUGAUAGAGUUCGCCCCCAGGGUAGGUCUGCUGGUGCUGGGCCGACUGGUGGCCAGGGGGCGACGAGGACAGGAGAUUGUCAUGAGACCUCUCUCACAGACUGUCAAACCUCCAACCAACAUGGCUGUCACUAGGAGGUCGCUCCGUUUGUGCACGAUGCGCAACUGCUCCGACGACUCUCAGUUUCGUCACAUGCAGGAAGGGUUCCUGGAGUACCUCAACUCCACUACACUCCAGUGGGUGCCUCUCUGUGACUCAAGGUUCUCGGAGCACAAUGCUCGGGUGGUCUGUCGUCAGAUGGGACUGGAAUCUCUCAAUGCUUGGGUGUCCCGCGGCCCCCGGGUGGAGUUCCACCCGAACUCUCUCACCCGAAUAUGGUCGUGGCCCGAGCCAGUGCAGUGUAGUGGCGAUGAAAAGAGACUGGAAGACUGUGAGAUCAGGCUCAAUGGACAGCUGCAUGGCAAACGUCACACAUGUGCUUGGAACAGUAACUUUGUGUUUGUGCGUUGUGGUCAACGCAAUCUUCCUCCUGACCAGGAGUAUUGGGGUGGCAUACGUUUCGCCAACGAGGAGUUUGAACAGAGUGUGUUCGAGGGUCGAGUUCACGAUGUGGUCACUCAUGAGACAGUUCGGCGCAGUGAAUCUGUGAUAGAGUACACCAACAUCACCGGCGCAGGUCUGCUGCACACCCGGCGCAGUCCGGCAGUACUGGGGGUGUACAAGUGUCCCACCAUAGAGAACGUCAACAUCUCGUACUCUGCCUCUCAUGGUAUCUCACUGAUAUCACCUCAGGAACAUGUGCGGUUAAGAUACAACUGGGUGCAGCACACACUGGGUGUAGGAGUGACGAUCGCCUCAUUGACAGGAGAGGGGAGGGAGAGUGGGGAGAGUUCGUUCACCCCUGCUCGCCACCUUUACCUCCCUUCCCACAUCUUCGGGCUGGUGGACGUGUGUGAUCCUGCCAAGGAGAUCAUAGUGCAGGAGCGUGUCGUGUUGUACUACAAGUACGACAACAAACCGGUCAGCUGUGUCAAGAUAUUCUACAGCGCUUACAGAGUCAAGCCGUUCGGAUUCAGGCUUUUACAGCUGAACAUGCUCAACUCUACCGACAGUAUUUCUAUCUAUGACGGCGACAUUUACAACAAGCCGACCUUAGAGCUGGUAGCCGAGAUAACUUCUGACUCUCCCUUGGAAAAGAGAUUUCUCACAACCAAAGGCCCAAGCUUGAGUGUACGAGUGGUGGCCAGCGGAGCCUCUGAGACUUAUGGCUUCAUGGCGGAAAUCGUCACCACACCCAUCUCUGCCAUUGGUUUCAACCGUGAUGUAGAACACAACAUCUCGUACUCAGCACUGUCACACAACUGGGAGGGAGCUCUCCACUACGUUAGUGCUGGGGAAGUGAACCCUAGAGUGACCAUGGAGUGGAACCAGAUCACCAACAACUGCGCAAAACUCUACGGCAACUUUACCACCUGCCUCGGAGCCGUGACCAUGGAUCUGCAGAACACACAAUACCUGCAUUUCAGGAACAAUCUGAUGAGAGGCAACCAAGGUGGGUUGUGGAUCCGAGCGGAUUCUCGUGGAUCUGCCACCUCCCUGAAGGGAUGGAUCCACAACAACUUGUUUACGGAGAACGACAACAACCCGGCCCUGAGUGUGGAGGGGAGACAGAGCAGUCCGUAUCAGGAAGUGACUAUCUACCGCAACUACUGGGCCCGCAACAGAGGCUACAUACACAACGUCAUCACCUUGGAUCAGGUUGUGUCCAACUUCACAUACAACUAUCUUCACAACAAUCUUGGCAGUCAUGUAUUGGAAGUUUCGGGAUUCGAAAGAGUUCGGCUGCCGUUCUAUCAAACAACAUCACACAAUGGGUUUUACUGGAACUACGCAAUCGCCCCUGACUCCAAAGGAACCGUGAUUGCGGGCACAGCAGGUCAGCAGUAUGUCGACAAUAUAUUCUUCAACCCUGAUAAUGACUAUGAAAUAGUCACCGUCAACAGAUCUCGGGCAGGCAUCAGAAGGGAGGAUGUAUGGAAGACACCGAUUGACGCCAAAAACAACUAUUGGGGCUUCAACGAGACAAUUGCUGUGUCUGGACGUAUUCGUGAUCGGUCGGAUGAACCCCACCUUUUGGAGGUGGACUUCCGUCCGUUCCAGAUGAACAACCGGAGUAUCCUGUCUGGGAAGUGUCCUCCAGGCUGGGAUGUUGUGGGAGACACCUGCUACAUCUACAUCGGAGCUCCCAUGACCUUCUGGGAGGCCAGGGACUUCUGUCGGUCUGACAACGCUUCCAUGCCAUAUGUGAUGGGCAACUCUAAAGAGAUCUUCAACUUCCUGCGUCGUCAGCAGGAGAAGUACAACUUCUACGACCGAGUGUGGGUGCAACACAUUGACAGAAUCAACCAAUGUACCGUGUUUGUAUACCAAACUAUUGAAGUAGGAAACUGCAACGCUCUCUACCCUUUCGUCUGCGAGAUGGACCCCAAGGUGCACAUCUCCCUGCUAACCUGGAAGGAUGACAUGGUCACAGUUGCUGUGCUCGGUGCUGUGUUUGCUGCAAUACUGAUGGUGGCCGUACUCAUCUUCCUGUGGCUCUCCAAGAACCGUCACAGACACGUGGAGCGGCUCCAGCGGCGCAACUCCAUCCGCCAAUCACUCCAUUCCGUCCGCUCCAUCGGCUCCAGUCACGGAGGCUUUGCUACCAUCAACGCGUACAAACACAAACAUGGCAUGCAGAGUCAAAGUUCCACUCCUACUCUGAACAAGAGCAGUGACUACAAGAAGAUGGCAGGUAGUCUAGACAGUAUGGACAAGAGUCAACUCAACUCCUCUCUGGAGGAGGAGACGCAGAGUUACGACAUCUACGAGGCUCACAACCCUUCGGCUACCGAGGCUGUGAACCCCAGUUUUGACCUGGCGUACCGCAACCAAGGUUUCAGAGACACUUCAACGUUUGCCUCUCGCACCAACAGCACGUGGCAGUCUCAGGAAGACUACUUCAACAAUGCCUCUACUCUCCCCCUCCAUACGUCUCUUUCUCAUACAACUUCUACCUUGGAUCACGUCAAAACUGACCCAGACUUUCAGGCGGAGCGAGAUUUCAACGUUUUCUAUGAGAGGCCCAAGAGUGCAGCCUUGUUGGAGACCAACCUAGAUGAGGCUCCGCCAGUCCCCGCACCUCCCCCCCGACCCUCCUCGGCUACUUUGCUAGAGACUGAUGUAGACUACCCCCAGCCACCGCCAAGCCCCCGCGACCUCCGGACCUUCCAACCCUUGCUGAGCAAGAGUCAGCCCUUGGAGACUGCCAUGUAACUGCAACGUGCCUUUACAAAUGUGUCAGUUUAAGCACAAAUUGUAUUUGAAUGAAAAGCCAAAUGGUUGCUUAGAAAAUUAAUUUGUAAAAAGGAUUUUGAAAAGGGAAAGAAAUCAGCUAGCUUAUCUAAGAAAAUUAGAAUCCAGAGGUUAAUAUGAGAGAUCAGUAAACAUAACCUCGAGAAAAUCCAUCCCUUUUCAGAAUACUUUCAAAAGCACAAAUAAAUUAUCUAUAUUUAUAUGAUAGUGCCUUUCAACAUCACUCUUGUUCCUUAACUCAAGAGCAUAAAUUUCUAAAAAAUACGAUUGACUUUUGAAUACUGAAGGAGACAUUCUAUUAAUGUCCAUGUUUAUAGCCAAUUUUAUUAUAAAAUGAACAAAGUUAAAUGGAGCCCAAGUUGAACCAAUUUUGAACUCUUGAGCAUAAUAAAUAAAAUAUGAUUGUUGUUUAGAUAUCUGUGAAGCAGCAACAUUCAGUAUGCUAAGUAGUUUUACGAAAUGUAAUGAAUGGCACUGAAAAGUUUAUUAUUCGAUUUAUUGAAGACUACUAAGUUUUAUAAUACUGUAUAAAGUGCAUUUAUGAAAGAAAAAAACAAUUUAUUACUUGGGAACUAAAUAAGUAGGUACUGAUUGAUUAUUUCCUCUUUAGUUUACUUUAAGAAUUAGACAUUUGCAUAAAAGUGUUAUUGUUUUAAAGCUGAUUUCAUGACAACAUCACUACAUAUUUUACCUUAUUUACUUGGACAAGACUUGUGCUUUUAAAGCGUUAAAAUUAGGUUAGUUUAUAAACAAUUAAUAUAGAUGAAAUUUUCUUAUACAUCUUUUUUAUAUUUUGUUAUUGUAUAAUUUUUAUGUAUAAUUUUUUGUAUGAAAAUAAUUUUUUAUAUUUUACACAAAAUCACGGAUUGUAAAUGAUUAACCUUGAAACAAUGUAUGUAAAAUCAUUGUUGUGUUAAAUUGUUUAACUUCAAUAACAAGAUCAAGGUUUGAAAUAACAUAUGAUUAGGAGGGGUAAAAUAAAUUCAAGGGGAUUUGAUAAUGACAUUUAUCAAGGGGACUUGUUAUCGAGGUUUAACUGUACCAGAUUUUACUUUAUCAUAAUUUAGGUAAGGUGCAACAUUCCAUUAUUUUUAGGAUAACGAACAAUACUAUACAUAAUGCUACAAAAGCACCACAAAUAAUGUGAUAUUUUACUGUAACUAUUUAUUGUUAUACAAUUUUAAUGUAGGUUUUGUACAUAGUAAUUUUAUGUACUUCUUCUAUUUUGACACCAUGUGUUCAUUUAGCUUAGUUUCAUUAGUAGAUUUACGAAAGUGCUUGUAAACUUAUAUAAAAAUGACUAUGUUUUUUGUACUUUUUGUUGAUUUGUAUGUCUAUUAUAAUUAUUGAGAAGUUGAUAUAUUUUUACUCAAGUUAAGUAGGUAUGAAUUGAAUUAACUGGCUUACAAAUGUAAAAACAUUAGACAUUUUUGUAAGUGAAUUUAUAUUAGCAAUGCAGUUAAAAACUAAUCUAAAUAUUAUAGAUGCCAGUAGUGCAAAACAUAAUAUAGUUUAUUUUUGAAGAAAGAUCUAAUAAUUUUUUAUUGAUUGAUAUAUUUUGUUUAGCUUAAUUAAAUGAAGGUUUGUAGCAUUUAAAUUUAAAAUGCCAAAAAGUCCUUCUAAAUGUCCAAAAAUGUAUUCUUCGUUGAAUAUUAAGAUAAAAUUCAAAAGUAAAAGGACAUGAUUUAAUUCAAAAGAAAAAUAUGGUAGGGAAAUAUUUUGAUUCUUUGUUAAUUAUUUAAUGUAUUAGUUAAGGCAAAUUUAGUUAGGGUAGUUUUAGUGUCAGAUAAAUAAUUAGGAAUAUUAUAAAUUCACCUAAUUUCUUAUGUGCAAGCAAUACAAAUAUUAUCUUUUCCGUUUAAAAAAUGUAUAAAAGCUAGAAACCAGCACAUAAUACCAGCAUAAUAUAACCUGACCUGAUCAAUGUAAAUUUGUAAAUACAAAGAAAUUAGUGUAAAUAGAUAGGAAUUUUAUUAAUAGAGUAUACUAUUGUAAAAUGAUUUAUGUUACAUUUGUAAUAAAAUAUAUUUUAUGGUAAAAUGUA
Messenger RNA from Macrosteles quadrilineatus (aster leafhopper), 10933 nucleotides. RefSeq names its product protein bark beetle-like. The record is from RefSeq and is a predicted model, not a curated record. The transcript is spliced from 43 exons. Bases 268 to 8850 code for a protein of 2860 amino acids. Lineage: Eukaryota; Metazoa; Arthropoda; Insecta; Hemiptera; Cicadellidae. Gene Ontology annotation, cellular component: membrane.